AGAUCGAUGUCAUGUUGACGCUUAUUUAAAAAAAAAAAAGAAGAAACGAAACCUGUUUAUUUAUAGUAGGUGUCACAUGCCAAUGUCACGUAGAUGACAUCACUAAUUAUAAUGUGCUUUUUAUACUUUUCAGCGGAAACAUCUGAAUUGAACAGAUGGAAAAUCGUAGUGUCAUUCUUUUUAUAUAUAUAAAUGAAUAUAAGCUAAGUGCUAUUUCACCACAAACUUACAAGGGCCAACCAAGUUAUUCAAUAUGUGAUUACCUAAGGAGGGAAAUGACUAAAAAUGAGUUCAAGCCUUCACCUAUAAGCUCAGUGUCCUCAGAAUCCCCAACGACCUCUGAUCCCACAUCUUCCAGCUCAGAAGAAGAGACACACCUCAUUCAGCCAGGCAAACGGAAAAACUACGGAAACACACGUGAUGUCUAUGAAUUGGCAGACGUGGCGUCCUGCUGUUUUUGUGAUGUUGACACUUUGUUACUCAUCUUCUGCUGCUGUUUCAUGAUUCACAAGAUGUAAGGCACUGAGAAACUGUAGUUCAAUUCAUCUGAUAGUCCAGUUCAACAAGAGAUCUGUGCUUUGUUCGUUCUCAGGAUUAUUUAGUAGCUUUUCUUUACUUUUAGUUUCAAUAUUAAAAAUAAAAAAUUGGCUACAAAGAGAGUGGAGGCGCGGUGAAGCGCUUGACUUCGGAACCGGGAGAUCAGGGGUUCGAUUCCUGGUGAAGACUGGGAUUUUUUUCAUCGGGAUCUUUGGGCGCCUCGGAGCCCACCCAGCUUUAAUGGGUACCUCACACUAGUUGGAGAAAGGAAAAGGCGGUUGGUUGUUGUGUUGGCCACAUGACAUCCUCGUCAACCGUGGGACACAGAAACAGAUGCUCUUUAAAUCAUCUGCUCAAUAGAUCGCAAUGUCUGAAAGGGGAACUUUAAUUCCUUUUUUUUUUUACAAAGAGAGUAUGUAAAAACAACAACUCAGAAGCGGCCCCCGAAGUGGUCUACCCAUGCCAGUAAAAAGGCAGGUUUCAAUGUUUUCUGUACGGAUGUCAGGAGCCAAGGACUAUCAACCACCACAACCAUCUCCGUCCAUACAAAAUAGACGUAUGCGUGUCAACAGUGUUACCGAUAGGAUUGUAUUGGUAGGCGUGCUGGCAGCAUGAUACUUCACAACAUAUACUAAUGUUUUUGUAAUGUUACUAUUCAUAUGCAUUCAAAGAACUAAUUGUAAUGAAGAUAUGGUUCAGUGUGAAUCUGGGCUAACAUAUUUUAUUAUUGAUCCUCUAAUUAACGGUUGGUGAAGACUGAAGGGUCAUGAAUGAGUGCUAAUCAUGUGUAUGCUGAUAAUAAAUAAAACUUGACAUACCUUAUUAAAUCUUGUUUUAAAACAUAUUUGAGUUACAUACAUACAAACUGCACUAUUUUUUUUAAAAACAUAUAGUCUCAAUUAACUAUAGCUUGUAAAACAGAAAA
Biomphalaria glabrata is the source of this 1462-nucleotide messenger RNA. RefSeq lists its product as uncharacterized. The transcript is spliced from 3 exons. The coding region runs from base 156 to 518 and encodes 120 amino acids. NCBI's taxonomy places the organism in Eukaryota, Metazoa, Mollusca, Gastropoda, Planorbidae. The record is from RefSeq and is a predicted model, not a curated record.